CCGGGCUGUGUCUGCGGCACCGAGCUGGCGGUGCCAUGGCGGCCCGGAUGGAUGGGGGCGGGGCUAGGGUCCGCUCGCCGUACUCGUGCGAGCACUGGGAGAUUGUGAAGCCGUCCGUGAGCGAGCUGUCCCGGGAGGUCCGCAACAACAUCUUGUGCACUGUGAAUGGAUGUGGGAAAGUGCUGCCCAACCCCCCGGCUCUCAACAUGCACCUGGUGAAGUCCCAUGGAGUGCAGGAUGGGAUUGUCAAUCCUACGUUAAGAAAAGAUUUAAAAGCAUCUCAGAAGUUAUACUGCUGCCCGAUUGAAGGUUGCCCCAGAGGGACAAACAGGCCUUUUUCUCAGUUCUCUCGUGUAAAACAGCAUUUCAUGAAGAUGCACGCUGAAAAAAAGCACAAGUGCGACAAGUGUGGAAACAGCUACGGCACGGAAUGGGAUCUAAAGAGACACGAGGGCUACUGCGGGAAGAUUUUCCGCUGUACCUGCGGCUGUCCCUACGCGAGCAGGACGGCUCUGCUCUCGCAUACCCACCGGAUGGGCCAUGAGAUUCCCAUUGAGCACAGAGACCCCCCUGUUAAGAAAAGAAAACUUGAAGCUUCCGUGCAAAACCAGAAAACUGUAAAUGAGGAAAGUGUUGUGAAACAUGACUUACCCGCUGUGUACGCUACUGAAGACAAGCACAUUGAACGUUCGAGAUCCCCACCCUCGACGGAAACCAGCAGCGAUGUCACAGAAAGCUCCCAUUCACAACCAAAUCCCUCUCAGAAGCUGCUCCUGCCCAAGCCGAAGUUGGCUUUCAUUAAGUUACCGGUAAUGCAAGUCGCUCACUUGCCGGUUUUGCUGUCGUCCUCUGCGUGUUCUGUGAAACCGGUGGUCGUUGCAGUAAAUGAUCGCGGCUCGGUAAUGACUACCGUGCAAAUAGUGCCUCACUACAAUGGAGCCGUUCUUCAGACCGUGGAGAACGAAGUCCCCGUGCCUGCCAACCUCUCGCUUUCUAGGAAUGCAAGUUACGGCUCCCUUGAUCCCAUGAACUCUUUUGUCCAAGUCAGUCUGGAUAAACCGCUGUCUAACGGGUCGGACGUCAACGGCGUCUCUUCUAAAAACAGUAUCACAUCUGACGUUCAGACCGAUUUAUCCUAUUUUGCACACAAUAUUUUGUCAGGGGGUUCCUGGCCUGCUGAAUCUUCGAUAUCCUCUUGUUCUCAGACAGACUUAUCGUUCGGUGCUCAGGUUUCUCUGCCGAUUAACGUCGAGACCCAGACUUUUCAACAAAAUUCUGACCUAACUUCAACUGCUCGGUCAGAGACCAAUAGGAAUCCUUGCUUUCCAGGUGGGAUUUCUCGAGAGACUCAGACGAACGGCGAUCUCUCAAGAGAGAGCACCCUGCAUGUGGACCAAGCUGUCAUGUGCGAAAACCUUUUUAACGGAGGUAACUCUCUUUACACUGUGUCAACCCAAACCAGCCAGACGGAAAAUGAUUUCAUGUCUGGAUCUCUGGACCAAAAUCUACUUAACGCAGAUGAUCUUAAAGAAAUAAGGGAAGAGUCUAUUAAGUCUGCACCUUACAUAAACUUUCACGCGCACAAUGGCGCGUUCGCCAACAGUAAUAUGACCGAUAACCAAACCCAAACAAUGGAACUUUUGAGUGACCUUGAAAAAAUCUUAUCCGAUAACAUGUCCACCCAAUCUCUGGACAAUCGAAGUCUGCUGACGGAUGUUGGGACAGGAGCAGAAACCAAUUUAGCCUCAAACUGCCCUCCCAAUCCUGGAAUAGAUUUUGAUAUAGAGGAGUUCUUUUCCGCGUCCAACAUCCAGACGCAAACGGAGGAGAGCGAGCUGGGCAACCUCAACUCAGAAUAUCUAGACAUCGAAACCCAAACGGACUUUCUGUUCUCCGAAGAUUCUGCUCAGUCCUAUUCUAACAAAGGAAACUCUGGUCUUCUCGGGAUGGAGAUGUUUGAUACGCAGACGCAAACGGAUCUGAACUUCUUUCUUGACAAUAGUUCUCACUUGCCUUUAGGUGGCAUCCUGAAACAAUCUAGCUUUUCGCUGAACCACGAACUGUCAGACUGCGAAAGCAACGCCGAUGUUACGCCAGACACUAAAAACAUGGCGUGUCACGGCCUGGAAAGCCAGGUACAGCUAAACAGUGCCGAGACCCAGACUACCGACAGCUGCUUCGAUCACCUCGGGAACUUAUUCCUGACGAGUAACGAGACUCAGACGGCCAUGGGCGACUUUCUUCUCGCAGACCUGGCAUGGAACACGAUCGAGUCUCAAUUCAGUUCCGUGGAAACUCAAACCUGUGAAGAGCUCUUCUCUCUGUUCUCUGAAAAGUCACAGAACUGAUCUUUACUCCUCAAAACUGACAAUGCCGAUGAAUAAAUAAGCGAUAUUUAACAACCGCAAAUCAUUGUAUCUCCACUGCUUCUAUUUCAGGUCUUGGCUUGCAUGCUUUACUGUGCUGUCCAAAAGAACAAAGCUCUUUUGAAUCUUUCCAUAGUGUGUUGAAAGCCAGAUCACUUCAUGCACGUUUUCUCUUGUAGGAGAGGAGUGCUAUAGAACAGUGGCUUGCAAAAGACCGUUUUAAAUUAUUGAAAUGUGAUGACGGGAAACGCAUGUAUAUUUAUAUGGAUGCCAUACAUUGUAGAGGUCUGGUCUAUUUUGUAUAAUGGCUGUACCCUAGAGAAAGCACUUUAUUUAUUUUUGUUGUUUUUUUUGGUGUAAAUUAUUUAUAUGGUGAUAAAGAAUAUAUGGUCUGAACAAUA
Molecule: messenger RNA, 2767 nt
Organism: Spea bombifrons (plains spadefoot toad)
Lineage: Eukaryota; Metazoa; Chordata; Amphibia; Anura; Pelobatidae
Gene: ATMIN
Product: ATM interactor
Exons: 4
Coding region: 36-2348 (770 amino acids)
Biological process (GO): regulation of transcription by RNA polymerase II
Cellular component (GO): nucleus
Molecular function (GO): transcription cis-regulatory region binding; DNA-binding transcription factor activity, RNA polymerase II-specific
Source: RefSeq, a predicted model, not a curated record